AUGCUUGAGUUCUUCAAAAACAUCUUCAGAAAACUAAAGAACAGUCUGAACCAAGAAAAAUACACGCAAAGCUACAAAGAACUCAUAAACAUAUUCAGAAGAGUGACACCACUUGAAAUACAAGACAUAGACAACAUACAUACAAUUUUGAGAGGCAUUGUUGAAAAUACCACAAUGCUAGAUCGCAAAAUGAGAAUCUUGAAGAACUCAUUGAGGAGUAAAGCUUUGGUAAAGACAAGGUAUGAUCAGUUUAUCACAGAUGAGUUUAGAAAGAUUUCUAAGCGAACGAGGAAUUACGACAAGGAUGUUUCAUACAGCGUUGGAGGGAAGAUUAUCUACGGAGACGUGAGUAGUGAUGAAGAAGGAGGAUACUUUUCAAGAGAACAUGUGGAAAACCUGAACAGCAUUCCUCUUAGACCUAAGAAGUGCGAUUUCGACUGUCUGAAAAAUGAAUGCAGAGCUUGUAUGGAAAGAAGAUUGAGAAUGGAGAUUUCAAAGAAAUUAGAAAUUGAAAAUCAGCAGCUGGUUGCUGAUAGAAUAAAAAAGAGAAAGACAAACAAGGACACAAUAAAUGAGUUGAAUGAGAAGCUUGGAGUGCCGGCUCUGUUUGGAAGAUAUGUCACUGAUGAUGCCUUUAAGAUAGAUGAUCUGACUGAAGAUGAAAGAAGAGAGUUUCUAAAAUGGAAAGAGGAACAGAAGAAAAGUGCAGAAGUGGCAAGGAGGAUUUUAAAUCUUAACCAAACACAAGAAACAUCAAUCCCUGAGCGCUCAAUAUUCACCGAGCCGAACGAGCCUAGUAGGUCAUUUGGAUUUUCCAGAUCAGCCGGGGGUAUUCAAGAUAUUGAGGAGAAGACAUUGAAGCCUAAGAAUCAAGUAUUCUCUUCUCCUUUGGAUAAGCCAACUUCAUCUUUGAGUCCUUUACAAGUACAUGAAAAUAUUCAUUUAAAGCUGGAAGAUCAGCCAAUAGUGCAGGAACUAAAUAGCGAGACGUCGUCACCAAUAACAUCUAUAGCUGAAGACGACAGGAUGGGAAAGGCGAAUAGCAGGCAAGAAUUUGCCAAUCCUUUCAAACUCGGAGCAGAUGUGUCUGAAAAGUCACUAGGCCCACCACUUAGUUUUACCACUUCUGCAUCAAAGCCGUCUAGUUUAUCUUUUCCAUCUAGAAUAGUUGGAAACCAAGUAAAAGAUGUUGAUUUGGUGCCUGACAAUCUUUUCAAUAACCCUUUUUAUAAGAUUGGCGGUCCAAAGGAAUCAAAUUCUCAUUUUCAAGUCUUUCAAAAUCCAUUUACAAUGACUGAUGCCAAUCAAAUGCCCAAAUCUAGCAGCCUUAAAGCGGAUAGCAAAUUAAAGAACCCGUUUUCAGCUCCUAGUUCAAAGCCAGGAGCUACUGCGGAAAACGCUCCUUCUAACGAAAAGGUAGAUAAUCCUUUUGCUGAUCAAAGGGACACCUCACCAUUUUUUACUGGCCAGAUCAAUAACCAGACCGCUAAUCCAUUUUCUACAAAUCAGUUUAACAGUCCAACUGAUAAGGUGGGCGACGGCCUAUCCACCAAACAAUUUACCAACCCAUUUGCAACAGAUAAGAAAAAUGGCAUGUUUUUGGCCAACAACAAUCAAGCAAAUAGUUUACAGCACAAUUCCCAGCUAACGAAUCCCUUUUCAAGGACCGUUAAUCCAUUUCAACUUAAUAACCCUAGUGGACAGCCAGAAAGUGCAGCAAAAUCUGUGAAAUUUGAGUUUAACACGUCUGGAGGACCGGUACCGCAAUCUAACCCGUACACUCCCACCAAUUUUGAGAUUGGCUCAAGAUUUUCAAAUCAAAAUAUUUUUCAAUCAGAUCGUGCAGAAAAAGAUGAUACUGGACUGUUUUCAGCCGAUCAAGCAGCGGAUGAUUCUUUCGGAAGAAGGAGGAAAGCUUUUAGAAAGCGAUAG
Vittaforma corneae ATCC 50505 is the source of this 1932-nucleotide messenger RNA. RefSeq lists its product as uncharacterized. The record is from RefSeq and is a predicted model, not a curated record. The transcript has a single exon. Bases 1 to 1932 code for a protein of 643 amino acids. NCBI's taxonomy places the organism in Eukaryota, Fungi, Microsporidia, Nosematidae.